Molecule: messenger RNA, 3454 nt
Organism: Toxorhynchites rutilus septentrionalis
Lineage: Eukaryota; Metazoa; Arthropoda; Insecta; Diptera; Culicidae
Gene: Pka-C3
Product: cAMP-dependent protein kinase catalytic subunit PRKX
Exons: 8
Coding region: 946-2391 (481 amino acids)
Biological process (GO): protein phosphorylation
Molecular function (GO): protein serine/threonine kinase activity; ATP binding
Source: RefSeq, a predicted model, not a curated record
UCAUCAGCAUCAGUUCGCAGAGGACAUUCAUGUUGAUCGGUUGGUUCGGUUUGCCGUGUGCAUCGCUCUCGGUUCGGAAAAGUCGCACUUCGUUGGGGAGAUUUUUUUUUCUCGGUUGUGGGAAGAGCUUCGCGAAGAGUGUUUUCCCCCUUUUCGGUUGAUCUGUGCGUGAUGUGAUUGAAGAGAAAUUUUAAGAAGAAAACAGAAAAAAAACCAAACAAGAUUGUGCAAUAUUGUUGUGGGUGGGAGUUUUUUUCGGUGGUUUUGGCCUUACUGGUUAAAGGGGGUGAUAUCGGUGCAAAUAUUCUUGCCGAUGAAAGCUGCUGUCUUGAGUAUAGACGAACGAAGUGAUAUGUGAUCUGAUGUGAAAUGUUAUGAUUGAAUUUUAAUUUUGCUUGGUACUACAUAAUUUUGUUCGAAAAACAAAAGUGUAAUAAAAAAGUUGAUGGAAAUUAGUUAUUGUAAUUGAAGGAACGUGUUUCGGGACACCAAUUAAACAUUUGAACAGCUGAUUACAAGUAUAAUUCGGCAGCACAGGACCGUCCGUUCCUCCUUGUUCGUCGGAUUUGGUGAGUGCAUAGAUUGACGAUUUGGCGUUUUGGACUCCAUCCGCCCCACCAUCUUCACCUGGCUGCGGCUGGUGGCGACCCCUGGCAAGUUGUUGUUGAUGUGCCAAAAUCCCCGCAGCACUACAACCCUCAGUGUUACGGAGAGUGGCCGAAAAAAUAUUUGCCCUUGUGCGAAGAAAAUAGUCAAACAGACAGAAUCAAAUUUACAAACGAAAGUGAAUAGCCGGGGACUGGAACGCGGCGGUGUUGUGAAGUGCAAGUGCAAGUGUGCUCAUCGGGAAAGUGUCGGUUUGAAGCAAUCGAACUCGACGAUCGUUACAACGUUUUCGGGUUCACGGGAUUGGGGCCAAUUUGGCACGCUAGUAGUGCAGUGAAAAUGUCAUCGUCACCAAUGCUGACCAGCUACACUCUACGUCUUCGAAGUGAUACCAGCCCGGUAACGGCAACCGCCACUUUUACGCCCAGUGAUAGCUGUAGUGGCGCGUUCAAAAAGCUCAACCUGAACGAUAACUCCUCGGCCAGUACAAAUUCGGGCGAGUCCACCGAUCCUUUGGAGUCCGAUUUCAGCGGGGCGGAAGAGGAGGAGGAGGAGGACGAUCUGGAGGAUAGCAGGAGGUUCAGGGUAAUUCAACCGGAAGAAGACGAAGAGGAGGACGAGGAAGAGGAAGAAGAUAGUCGUGUGGUGGUAGACGAGGACGAAGAGGACGCUGACGACGACCAGGAACAAAGCAAAAGUGAGAAGCAAAAUGCUCGGAACAGAAAGUCUUCUUCUGAUGAUGAUACUCGGAACAGCAGCGAUAGUGAUGAUAAUUCUGACAGUGUAUCUGAUAAGAAUAAUAAUAUCAGCGGAGUUCGCAGCAAACAAUCGAAGGACUCUGAUUUGGAUGAUUUCCAGAUACUGAAGACGAUCGGAACUGGCACCUUCGGCAGGGUAUGUCUCUGCAGGGACAAAGUCAUCGGGAGGUACUGGGCGAUGAAGAUUCUCGCGAUGGCGGAUGUGAUCCGGCUGAAGCAGAUCGAACACGUUAAGAACGAGAAGAACAUUCUGCGGGAGAUUGACCAUCCCUUCAUCGUAAACAUGAGGUGGCACACCAAGGACGACUGCUGUCUGUACAUGCUCUUCGAAUACGUCAGCGGAGGCGAACUGUUCUCCUAUCUCCGAAACGCGGGCCGUUUCGAUAACACGACGGCAAAUUUUUACGCGUGCGAAAUAGUACUCGCCCUGGAGUAUCUUCACGCCCUCUCGAUCGUCUAUCGGGACCUAAAGCCGGAAAACCUGCUGCUAGAUCGUGAUGGACAUCUGAAAAUCACCGAUUUUGGUUUUGCCAAGAAGCUAAAGGAUCGCACCUGGACACUCUGCGGAACUCCGGAAUACCUGGCGCCAGAAAUCAUCCAAUCCAAGGGACACAAUCGGGCGGUUGAUUGGUGGGCAUUAGGCGUUCUUAUCUACGAGAUGGUUGUCGGUUAUCCCCCGUUCUACGAUGAUAAUCCGUUUGGAAUUUACGAGAAAAUUCUCAGCGGCAAAAUAGAAUGGUCGCGACAUAUCGAGCCCACCGCAAAGGAUUUGGUUAAGAAGCUGCUGGUGCAGGACCGAACGAAGCGGUUGGGAAACAUGAAGAACGGAGCUGACGAUGUGAAGAGGCACCGAUGGUUCAAGAACCUCGACUGGGAUGUGGUGAUAAAAAGGCAGCUCAAGCCCCCGAUUGUGCCGAAAUAUGUGAACGAAGGCGAUACCAGCAACUUUGAUGACUACCCCGAGACAGACUGGAAGUCGGCUCGGUCCCUGGACAAGGUUGAGCUGCAGCUGUUCGAGGAUUUCUAGACCUCUGCCAGCCAACGGAGAAGACACAAGAAGGUCGGUCAACGGGAGCGAUACAAAAUGGUUAUAGCCGACCUUUUGAUUCCGGAAAGUGUACCACUAGUUUCUAUAUGUAAGGAUAAAUUAAUGCAUACAAUGUAUACUAGACAUGUGAGGUUUCUGAUAGUGUAGGAAUCCCAAGUUUUUCGGUUUGUUUGUUUUGUAUACAAGGGAAAAAAUGGAAGAAAACUUGAAGACACAAUCACACGACAUAGACUUGAGUAAUUUGGAAAACAAAGAUAAAAGUGUUCCCGUUCCAACGUUUACAACGAUGGAACCGAACUCAUUGCUGUAUAUAGUCAUUGAAAAAUUACCUGGUCAAAAUAGGACGUAAACACUGAAAAUUCCCAGUUUGUUUUGUAGUGUAAUUGUUAGAUUGUCAUAGAAGAAAAUCAAUGUAACUGAAAAUGAACUAAAAGUGUCCGAUUAUUGAAAUAUGUGGAGUACAUUGCACUCUAAUUCGGAAUUUUAGACUUGAUUAUUCGAAUAAUCUUUUUACGUUAAUGAUGAAACAAACCUUUAGAAUAUUCUUCAACCAGAUGAAUAAUCCUACUAAAUUUAAGUUAUAUAAACAAACACAUUCACUGUGAUAGAGAAGGAAGAAUAAAAUUUGUUCAGCAAUUGCAACAUUUAGCUUGAAUGUUUGAUGGCGAGCACCAAGCAUAAAACAGAGAAAGCAACUAAACGUAUAAUCAAAGCAAUCGUAUGAUUUUGGAAGCCCUUAGAAUUUUCUAACCCACAAAAAAGGGAGGAAGUUACCGUCAAUUGGAAGCAUCAAGACGAUCGCGUUAAUAGUGAAUGCACCGCGAGCUAAAGAGGAAUAUUUUUCUUUGUUUUUAUUAGCUUAUAUAUUUGAAUUGAAUACUGUUAUUAUUUUUGCUAAUAGUUUAUUUAUGAGGUAUUUAAUUGAAACUAUUGUAUUGUUAAUCGUUGAAUCUUAUUUUGAUAAAUGACCGGAAACUAAGCAAAUAACUGGAGCAGUAGUUGUGUGGUAGAUUUUGGAGAAUAAACUGAUGAAAAGCAUAAA